AUGGUCGGUCUUGCCUCCUUCGCUGCCUCCUCUGCUGUCUCACACAGUCAUCCCACCUUUGGUGCACUGGUGAUGUCGAGGCCACAAUCCCGCACCGGGCAUUCCACUUGCGCCCUUCGCUCCAUCCCUCGUCACCACCUCGCCUUCUGCAAAUGUGGCGGUGGCAAUGAUGGUGGUGGUGGUGGUGGUGGUGGUGGUGGUAGUGGUUUGUAA
Molecule: messenger RNA, 213 nt
Organism: Hydatigera taeniaeformis
Lineage: Eukaryota; Metazoa; Platyhelminthes; Cestoda; Cyclophyllidea; Taeniidae
Source: the annotation of a GenBank genome assembly